AUGCUUCUCAACGCUGAAACCGCAAUCUCCACCUCGAAGGUGCUUCUCGUCCCAUACUCGAAAUGGCAUGUCCCGCGCUACCACGAGUGGAUGAAAGACCCCGAAAUCCAAGAAGCCACUGCCUCGGAACCCCUCUCCCUAGAGGAAGAAUACGCCAUGCAACGCAGCUGGCGCCAAGACCCCGACAAACUAACCUUCAUCAUCUGUCGACCUGUCUCUGGGUCUUCGACAUCUCUGACUCCGCAGGACGACAGUCCGUCCAACAUGAUCGGCGACAUUAACCUGUUUCUGCGCGUCGAUGACGGCGAGGAAGGGGACUCGGAGCCGCUGAUUGUCGGAGAGAUCGAGCUGAUGGUUGCCGAGAAGGGGAAUCAGAGACAGGGGUUUGGGAGGGCCGCGCUGUUGGCGUUUUUGCGGUAUGUGGUUGACCAGGAGGGGAGGAUUUUGGAGGAGUUCCUGGCGGGGGAUGAGUUGGCUAGGGAGGCGAUGGGGAAGAGGAAGAAGGAGGGAGAUGCAGGGUUGAGGUUCUCUUGCUUGAGUGUGAAGAUUGGGCAGGCGAAUGGUAGGAGUUUGGCGCUGUUUGAGGGGGCGUUUUUUAAGAGGGUGACGGAGGAGCCGAAUUAUUUUGGGGAGUUUGAGUUAAGGAGGACGGAUUUGGGGAGGGAGGGCGUUGAUAGGGGUUUGGAGGGUGCUGGGGUUACUGGGUAUGUGGAGUUGGAGUAUGAGAGGAGUGAGUAG
Messenger RNA from Aspergillus affinis, 738 nucleotides. RefSeq lists its product as uncharacterized. The transcript has 3 exons. Gene Ontology annotation, molecular function: N-acetyltransferase activity. The record is from RefSeq and is a predicted model, not a curated record. Bases 1 to 738 code for a protein of 245 amino acids. Gene Ontology annotation, biological process: protein acetylation. Lineage: Eukaryota; Fungi; Ascomycota; Eurotiomycetes; Eurotiales; Aspergillaceae.